Molecule: messenger RNA, 1878 nt
Organism: Eimeria tenella
Lineage: Eukaryota; Apicomplexa; Conoidasida; Eucoccidiorida; Eimeriidae
Exons: 3
Source: RefSeq, a predicted model, not a curated record
AUGUCUGCAGCAUAUCCUGGGGUUCUGCUGUGCAGCGAAUUGCUGCUGGAGAUUUUGGCGCCUCCUUUGCUGCGCCCUCUGCGGGGUGUUGCUGCUGCUGCUGCCGCUGCAGCAGCAGCAGCAGCAGCAGGGGGCGGCUGCAGCAUCCACGUGCCUGCAGCAACGCCGCUCAGCGCUGCUGCCCCUGCCGCAGCAGCAGGAGCAGCAGCAGCAGGAGCAGCAGCAGGAGCAGCAGCAGAUGUUGAAAGCAUCCUGACAGCAAUACACUCUCUUUACCGGGGGGUUUGCUCUUUGUGGCUCUGCAGCAACUGCUGCUGCUGCUACUAUGGGGGCCCCUGUGCCUAUGAGCCUCAGAGCAGCAGCAGCAGCAGCAGCAGCAGCAGCAGUGCGCCAACGCCAACACGGCAGCAACGCAGCAGCAAGAAAAGCUCACGCAACAUUAACAGCUGCUGCUGCGGCGGCAGCAGGGGAAGUCGUGGAGGUCUAAGCAGCAGCAGCUGCCGCAGCAGCGGCUGCAGCAGCUGCUGCAGCAGCAGCAGCUACAGCAACAGCAGCAGCAGAGCAGCAGCAGCAACCACACCCGGCAGGGCUGGUGGGAGCGAGAGCGAAGCGAGUACUGUUUUUGAAGGCAGCAGCAGCUCUAUAGACAGGGGCAACAGCAACAGCAGCAGGACCAGCAGCAGCAGCAGCAACAGCAGCAACAGCAGCAGCAGCAACAGCAGCGACAGCAGCGACUGCAGCGUGAACAGCGACAGCAUGGGCCGGGCCCGCCUGUUCUCGCUGGGGCGCCCUGCGCCCAAGCACAGCAGCAGCAGCGCCGCCGCCGCCGCCGCCGCAGCAGCAGCAGCAGCAGCAGCAACUUCCAGCUGCAGCGCCACCUGCAGCAGCACGCUGCGGCUUCCCUGCCCCCACGACGACUCUUGGCUUAUCGACGCAGUGUCUAUACACCUUGCUGCUGAAGUGCUCUCAACCCCCAAGCGCGACGCCUUCCUGCGGCGGCUGCUGCAGCUAAGGUGCAUGCAGCGGCUCCUGCUGCUGCAAGGGGCGGCACCGCUUGCUUCAAGCAGCAGCAGCAGCAGCAGCAGCAGCAGCAACAGCAGCAACAGCGACGGUAGCGACGGAAGCCACAUCAGCAAGCCUGCCAGCCCGCGGGCACGUGCUGCUGCUGCUGCUGCUGCUGUCGAGGAAUUCGUAGAGAAGCAGCAAAGCCAGCGGCAGCAGCAGCAGCAGAAAGAGCAGCAUACUCUGCAACUGCCGCUGCAGCAAGGAAGCAGCAGCACGGGCUUAGUGGGAGGCCAGAAGCAGCAGAAGCAAGAACCACAGGAGAAGCAGCAGCAGCAGCAGCAGCAUUCGCCUUUUGAGAGUACUGACUUUUUGGAAGAAGAAAAUGCAGCACAGAGCCCAGCAGCAGCAGCAGCAGCAGCGGCAGCAGCAACAGCAGCAGCAGCAGCAGCAGCAGUAACCCGACAUAGCAGCAGACAACAGCGCGGCCGGAGAAUGUUGAGACCCAGCCGCCGCUUGCUGCUGCUGCUGCAGCAGGCAGCAGCAGAAGACUGGAGGUGGCUGCAUGCAGAAGAUGAGCAGAAGCAGCAGCAGCAGCAGCAGCAGCAGCAGCCAAUGACAAGCAGCAGCAGCAACAACAGCAACGCGCUCAUCUGGCUGUGGUUCCACAGCCAAAUUAAGCAGUGGGCCUACAGGGCGGACCAGAAAGUGUCCAGUCACCCCGUCUGCAUACAGCGCAGGAGCGACACCAGCGGCAGCAGGCAGCAGCAGCAGCAGCAGCAGCUGCUGCUGCUGCAGCGGGCCUUGCUGUGGGCAAAAGCAGCAGCACUGCUGCGGCAGCACCGCAUGGUUUAUGGAAUUUCAAAGUAUCUAAAG